ACCCAGAAUGAGACCCUGCAGGUGUGUCAUGCUCUGGGGGGUUCUCUCUGUCCUCCUGCUGGCUGUGGACUCUCAGGUGUCUCCUCACCAGCAGCAGCCUCCUCCGGUCAUCGGAGGAGCGUCUCGUAUUUCUCCUCAGGGUCGGCUGGACAGAGACAUGGUGCAGGACAAAGACCACAUCAUGGAGCACCUGGAGGGGGUCAUAGACAAACCGGAGAGGGACAUGUCCCCCCAGGAGCUUCAGCUGCAUUACUUCAAGAUGCACGACUACGAUGGCAACAACCUGCUGGACGGCCUGGAGUUAGCCACGGCCAUCACACACGUCCACCGAGAGGAGAGAGGAGAAGGCAGCCAGCCAAUGAAAGAGGAGGAYCUGAUCGCGCUAAUCGAUGACGUUCUGAAGGACGACGACAAAAACAACGACGGCUACAUCGACUACGCAGAGUUCGCCAAAUCUCUGGAGUAGAGCGUGUCCUCGUCUGUCCUCGUCUGUCCUCGUCCAGAAGAUGUGAAGACAAGUCAAAGACAGCAAGUGCCACAGCUGAGCGAUGUGGAGCUAAACUAUAUUUCAGGAAACAGUUUAUACUCUGUCUCUGGCUGUCGGUGUUUUUACAAACCUGAUAAUUUCAUUCAGAAUGACUGAAAAUAAUUUCCUCAAAUUUCAAAAAACUAAAAACAUUUUAAAGAUUUU
Austrofundulus limnaeus is the source of this 691-nucleotide messenger RNA. RefSeq names its product multiple coagulation factor deficiency 2, ER cargo receptor complex subunit (gene mcfd2). Gene Ontology annotation, molecular function: calcium ion binding. Lineage: Eukaryota; Metazoa; Chordata; Actinopteri; Cyprinodontiformes; Rivulidae. The record is from RefSeq and is a predicted model, not a curated record.